AUGACGAUAAACCAUGUCUUCGUCUGGGCCUCUAAAGCCAACUUCCAAUUCUUGCGAUCGUUUUAUCGCGCAGUUUUACAGCCAAUCGACUAUGUCGAGAUGAUCUGCGCAUCCGAAAAUACUCUCAUCGGAUACGGUAGUGAUUAUCCUUAUUUUUGGCUGAAGCAAUUGCCUGAUGCCAAAGCGCCGCUGCCAACCCACAUCGCGUUUGAUGCCCCUAAUCAAGAGGCGGUAGAUCACUUCUACCAGCUGGCAUUACAACACGGUGGACGUGGCAAUGGCCCACCGGGUAUACGAGAAGAGAUGAGCCGCCAGCCAUACUAUGCAGCCUUUAUCUCUGAUAUGGAUGGCAACAAUAUUGAAAUUGUUCAUGUUCCAAAAUAG
This is a messenger RNA of Talaromyces rugulosus, 384 nucleotides long. RefSeq lists its product as uncharacterized. The transcript is spliced from 3 exons. NCBI's taxonomy places the organism in Eukaryota, Fungi, Ascomycota, Eurotiomycetes, Eurotiales, Trichocomaceae. The record is from RefSeq and is a predicted model, not a curated record. The coding region runs from base 1 to 384 and encodes 127 amino acids.